CCCAAACUCCUCCUCCAGAUCCACGACCUCCGCCACCCCUCCGUCACCACCUUCCUCACCCUAAUCCCCAAUUUAGCCUCCACCCUCGAAACCGCAUUAACCACCAUCCUCCAAACCCUCUACACCUGCCCAUCCCCCCCAACACCCCCAUCCUUCCCAAAAUCCCCCCCCAAAAACCGAAUAACAUUCACCCCAACCCUCCCUCCGACCCGCUCCAUCACCACCCACCUCCGCCCCAUCCCGGGCGUCGCCUACACAACAGGCACAGACCUCGACCGGGACCACAAAGAGAUCCACCUCUCGCUCUCCUACAUCGCGACCUGCACCGAGCGAUCCACCCCCUCCACCACGCGCGCCGAGAUCGUCGGGGUCCUCACCCACGAACUCGUCCACUGCUACCAGCACACGGCGCCCGACGGCGACGACGACACCACCCCCCACCCGCCCGGGGGCCUGAUCGAGGGGAUCGCCGACUUCGUGCGCCUCAAGGCCGGGUUGGCGCCGCCGCACUGGCAGCGGCCGCGGUCGGCGGCGGAGCGUCCCGAGAAGUGGGAUCAGGGGUACCAGCAUACGGCGUAUUUCUUGGCCUGGUUGGAGGAUUUCCGCGUCGGGAGGGGGGCGGUGGGGUUGGUGAAUGAUCGGUUGUUGAGGGUUGGGUAUUCACAAAAACGAGGGGAAGGGUUCUGGCGGGGGUUGUUUGGGGUUGGGGUUGAGGAGUUGUGGGAGGAGUAUGGUCGAUAUCUGGAU
Aspergillus aculeatinus CBS 121060 is the source of this 747-nucleotide messenger RNA. Its product is annotated as basic secretory family protein. The record is from RefSeq and is a predicted model, not a curated record. The transcript is spliced from 2 exons. The annotation marks the transcript as partial. NCBI's taxonomy places the organism in Eukaryota, Fungi, Ascomycota, Eurotiomycetes, Eurotiales, Aspergillaceae.